This is a messenger RNA of Trichomonas vaginalis G3, 324 nucleotides long. Its product is annotated as cell redox homeostasis. Lineage: Eukaryota; Parabasalia; Trichomonadida; Trichomonadidae. The record is from RefSeq and is a predicted model, not a curated record. Bases 1 to 324 code for a protein of 107 amino acids. The transcript has a single exon.
AUGAUGGAGCAAUUACCAACCAUGAACAAGACACAGCUCGAAGCCAAGCUUGCUGAGGGCAACUACGUCUUAAUGUUCUCUGCUGAAUGGUGCGGAGACUGCAAGUUCAUCAAGCCACACAUGCCAGCAAUCAUGGAAGAAUUCAAGCAGUUCAAGUUCUAUCUUAUCGAACGUGACUCCAACAUUGACUUAUACCAGGAGCUUGAUGUCUUAGGCAUCCCAAGUUUCCUCGUCUACAAGGAUGGCAAGGAAGUCGGCCGCUUCGUCUCCAGAGAUCGCAAGACAAAGGAGGAAGUCUGCAACUUCAUCAAGAAGUACAUCUAA